AUGUCUUUGACUGCCGAUCCACCAGCAUGCACCGUCCCAGCCGCCGGAGGUGCUUCUACCCACAAACUUGUCAACGGAGGAGCCGAUAAGCUCAUCUUCAAGAUCAAGUCGUCGAACAACAACGAAUACCGUAUCACACCAGUGUUCGGAUUCAUCGAUCCAUCUGGAUCCAAGGACAUCACCAUCACUCGUACUGCUGGAGCACCAAAAGAGGAUAAACUCGUCAUCCACUUCGCUAAUGCACCAGCAGAUGCUACUGAUGCUCAGGCUGCGUUCGCCUCUGUCACUCCAGCUGGAACCGUCACCAUUCCAAUGUCGGCCACAGCCUAA
Caenorhabditis remanei is the source of this 330-nucleotide messenger RNA. RefSeq lists its product as uncharacterized. The record is from RefSeq and is a predicted model, not a curated record. NCBI's taxonomy places the organism in Eukaryota, Metazoa, Nematoda, Chromadorea, Rhabditida, Rhabditidae. Bases 1 to 330 code for a protein of 109 amino acids. The transcript has 2 exons.